CCCUUCUCCUCUUCAACAGACAGGUCUGGGGCUCGGACAUGAGCUCCCAAGAGACCCCACAAGCUCGGAGAUUUCCAAUAGAGGCAGGAGAUUCUCCCAGCCUGGCAACGGCCCCCGAAACUCAGGAGCCCGUUGCCCCCGAGCGCGCUGCAACAAGGCAGCUGCGAAGAUGUCCAGGGUGCCACUGCCUGACCUUGCCCAAUGUCCCCAUUGAUGUCUACAUUGCCAUGGGUGGGAGCCACAGGCCACGAACUACCUGA
Molecule: messenger RNA, 260 nt
Organism: Thamnophis sirtalis
Lineage: Eukaryota; Metazoa; Chordata; Lepidosauria; Squamata; Natricidae
Gene: FAM229A
Product: family with sequence similarity 229 member A
Source: RefSeq, a predicted model, not a curated record